GUUUUAUAUUGUUUAUGUAAAUGAUUUUACCCUUGUAUUAUUUAGAUAAUUCUUUAUUUUAUUUGUAUUUUUGUGUCAAAAACUCCAAUCCAGUACGAGAAAAGCCGUUGGAUUAAGUAAUAAGAAAAUAUAAAAUCUCUUGUUUAGCGGCCGGGCAGGGGUAUUUGGGCGAUUGGGUCUAUGGGGAAGAAACGCGUUUGGAGUUGAAUAAUCGCCUUAUUCUGUAGUAUUUAUUAAUGAAAGAUUUUUUUUAUUUUAAAAAAGCCAAAUCGGAUUAGAGGAAGAGAGAGAGAGAGGAUGGAGAAAACAGAGGAAAAGGUGGCGGUGGGCGUGCCAGUGCAAUUGUAUUACGGUGGAGAAAAUGAAUAUCAAAGGGGAAUGAUCCCUCCUAACACGGUGUUUGGAGAUCCAAAGGGCAUCCCCAUCCAGCAGACCAUUUACAGGGACACUCCUGCUCCUUUCAACUGCCCUUACUGCGGUGACACCGCUCUCACUACCGUCAGAUCAAAGCCCAGUCUAGCAGCAUUUGUUGGAUGCUUUGUGCCGAUGAUGCUUGGAGUUUGCUUUCUUUGCCCUUCAAUGGAUUGCCUUUGGCAUAAAUAUCACUACUGUCCUAAAUGUCAAGAAAAGGUUGCUGACUUUGAGAAAUCAGAUCCCUGUGCUGUGAUGGAUCCACCACACUGGACUCAGGAGAGCUUUGCAUUGUCUGGAUAGGAUGAUAGUUCUUUUACUGCCAUUUGGUCUUUGCAUUUUCUAUAUUGUUUAAGAAUAAGCUGUUAACAUGAGCAUGGGACAAACUUCCUGCUCUUGAAUUUGAUGUAAAAUUGAAUUGUCUACUUAUACACGUUUUGUUGCAUAACUGUAAUAAACUCAUGCUUUGUUAAUAUUAUACUUAAGGAGAAUUGCGUGCAUCCACAAUCUA
Glycine soja is the source of this 922-nucleotide messenger RNA. Its product is annotated as GSH-induced LITAF domain protein-like. The transcript has 3 exons. Bases 298 to 714 code for a protein of 138 amino acids. Gene Ontology annotation, molecular function: zinc ion binding. Lineage: Eukaryota; Viridiplantae; Streptophyta; Magnoliopsida; Fabales; Fabaceae. The record is from RefSeq and is a predicted model, not a curated record.